This is a messenger RNA of Apis dorsata (giant honeybee), 1670 nucleotides long. Its product is annotated as sodium channel protein Nach-like. Gene Ontology annotation, molecular function: ligand-gated sodium channel activity. Lineage: Eukaryota; Metazoa; Arthropoda; Insecta; Hymenoptera; Apidae. The transcript is spliced from 10 exons. Gene Ontology annotation, biological process: sodium ion transmembrane transport. The record is from RefSeq and is a predicted model, not a curated record. Gene Ontology annotation, cellular component: membrane.
AUGCAUAUUUUACAUGUAAACUUAUCACAAAAUAAUCAAUUGAAAUUCAUGAAAAAUAUGAAACGCAUGCGAAAACAAAGUUAUUGCAAUAUUUUGCAAAAGAUAGUACGAAAUUGUUUGAAAAUCAUUAUGAAACAAAUCUCAGAGUUUUGUCAGAAAACAGGACUUCAUGGAUGCAAAUACAUUUGCGAACCUCAACGUUCAAUAAUAGAAAGAGCCGUAUGGGCAAUAAUGGUGUUUUCAUCCCUAUGCAUCGCGAUUUGGAUGAUGAAAAUUACUUACGAAUAUUUUAUGAAAAAUCAUAUUCUCACAGUGAUUGAAACGACACAUCAUGGAAUAUGGAAUUAUCCAUUUCCAGCGGUCACGAUAUGCGAUUUCAAUCGCGUAUCUCUCAAAUUGACGAAAAAAUUAGUCGACAAUUUGAAACUUCCACCAGCUGUGUCAAAGGAAUUUGUUGUUGAAGAAAUGAGAUUAUUGGACGAAUUGUUAUAUCCUGGUAUACACGGAUUAUAUAUUCGAAAUAAUCUCUCACGAUUACAAAAUAUUUUUGAGAUGAAUAAUCUUACAAUACCAAUCAUCAUGAAUUCUGUUACGCGAAGUUGUGAAAGUUUAUUAGAAUUAUGUAAAUGGAAAACAAAAAAAGAAGAUUGCAAUAAUAUAUUUCAAACGAGUAUCAGUCGUAACGGUAUAUGUUGUAGUUUUAAUUAUAUCACUCAUGAUUUAAUUAUGAAACAGCCAAGUAUAAAACCACGUAAAAUAACUUCUUGUGGAUAUCAGAGUGGACUCAAUAUUCUGCUUAAUUUUGAUAUUGAAGAUUAUCAUGCCAGUAUUGUAGAAUCUAUAGGAAUAAAGAUUAUGUUACACGAUCCUUACGAUUAUCCUGAUUAUGAUGCAUCAAGCAAAUUAAUAGGUGUAAAUAAAUAUUCUUUUUUAACUGUUAAACCUAUGGAGAUUUAUUCAACUAAGGAUAUUAAAUGGGUAUCUAAUAAACAGUGCACAUUAUAUAAUGAAGAAAAUACAAUACCUAAUAAUUUGAAAAAGAACUUCAUUUCUUCAAGAUAUUCGUUCAUAAAUUGUCUGACGGAUUGUCGAGCAACUGUAAUUAAAAAAGAAUGUGGAUGCAUCCCAUAUUAUUCUAUAUCAAAUUUUUUCAUAAUUAAUGAUUGAAAAAAUAUUGAAAUUAAAUUUUCAGUUUGGUAUGACACCUCUUGGCCAGGAACAGACAUGUCACCUAAAUCUUUACCGUUUGUAGAAUUGGAUAUUAAAAAUAGACCUUGUAACUGUAAACCUGAUUGUAAUUUUUAUCGUUAUAUUAUGGAAUAUUCAGCAGCAAGUCUUGACAAACGCGUUUAUUAUAAUGACUUUACUUAUACAACUUAUCUUAGCAAAGGUAAAACUUGGAAAAAUCAGAGUAUAAUUCAUAUAUUUUUUGGGGAUUUAAUUUCUAUUCGGUAUCGUCGAGAUACGCGUUAUGGUUGGCGUCACAUAUUUGCAACAUAUGGCGGUCUGUUAGGGAUAUUCGCUGGUUUUAGUUUCAUGUUCAUUUUUGAAAUUAUUUAUUUUUUUGUUAUUCGAAUUCUAACAGAUGCAUAUGCAAGAAGAAAUACGGAAAGCAUAAAUUAGAUGACAGAAAUUUUUAUUAACUAUACAAAAAAAUUUUGUUAAAUAUA